Messenger RNA from Xenopus laevis (African clawed frog), 3971 nucleotides. RefSeq names its product zinc finger and BTB domain containing 2 L homeolog (gene zbtb2.L). Lineage: Eukaryota; Metazoa; Chordata; Amphibia; Anura; Pipidae. Gene Ontology annotation, cellular component: nucleus. Gene Ontology annotation, biological process: regulation of transcription by RNA polymerase II. The record is from RefSeq and is marked provisional. Gene Ontology annotation, molecular function: DNA-binding transcription factor activity, RNA polymerase II-specific.
GCACGGAGGACGCGGCUGGCACCGUACACGGCUCUCGUUUGUCCCCACUGAGACCACAAGAGAAGAGCGCGGAGGCUACUGUAAGAAAAGAUGGAUUUGGCCAACCAUGGACUAAUACUGCUGCAGCAGUUAAAUGCCCAGAGAGAGUUUGGUUUUCUAUGUGACUGCACAGUUGCAAUUGGCGACGUCUACUUUAAGGCUCACAAAUCUGUCCUUGCAUCAUUUUCCAACUAUUUUAAGAUGCUCUUUGUGCACCAGACAAGUGAAUGUGUACGUUUGAAAUCAUCAGACAUCCAACCAGACAUAUUUAGCUAUUUAUUACACCUUAUGUACACUGGGAAAAUGGCACCUCAGCUUAUAGAUCCUGUACGUCUGGAACAAGGCAUCAAAUUUUUACAUGCCUUCCCCCUUAUCCAAGAAGCCAGCCUUGCAAGCCACGGUGGAUUUUCCCAUCCAGAUCAAGUAUUCCCUUUAGCAUCAUCUCUGUACGGCAUUCAGAUUGCAGAUCACCAGAUACGGCCCCCUGCAAAGGUCACUCCGGCAGCUGAAAAGGCCAGUCGCGAUACUCGGCCACAAACCUCCAGGCAAGAUACAGCAUCAGAGAAUGUACAAAUAAAUCAGCUCCCAUCUGCACUUCCUACAGCUAACCGCACAAACCUAACUUUCUCUGAGUCAGUUCAUGCUCCCCUGUCUCCUGAAGCCACUUCAUCUGUCCUCCCGACUGCAACGUCUCUGGAGGAGAAUAGCAUGGAGGAAUCACCAACUGAUGAGCAAAAUACAUCACUGACCAUUGCACAUGUCAAGCCAAGCAUCAUGAAAAGGAAUGGUAGCUUUCCGAAAUACUAUGCCUGUCAUCUGUGUGGCCGACGCUUUAACCUGAGGAGUAGCCUUCGCGAGCACCUUCAGCUUCAUACAGGAAUACCAUUUAGUUCUGCUACUGGGCAGACGGAGAGCAGCAUAUCCCCCUCUUUUUGCAACAAUGGGGCUGACCUAGGAAAAGAACCAAUGGAAACUACAGAGGCCGGUAUAAUAAGUGACAGUGAUCUGCCACAAAUUUCUGACUCGCCAAUCAUUGAUGGACAGCAGCAGGCGGAAACCCCGCCCCCUACCGACAUUGCCGAUAUUGAUAAUCUGGAGCAGGCAGACCAGGAAAGGGAAGUGAAGCGCAGAAAAUACGAGUGCAGCAUUUGCGGGCGUAAAUUUAUCCAAAAAAGCCAUUGGAGGGAACACAUGUACAUCCACACGGGAAAGCCUUUCAAGUGCAGUACAUGUGACAAGAGCUUCUGCAGGGCCAACCAAGCAGCACGGCACGUGUGUCUAAAGAGCUCUGAUACCUACACGGUGGUGGACAAGCAGACUCUGGAGCUGUGCUCAUUUGAUGAAAGCAGCCAAAUGGACAACAUGCUCGUUCAAACAAAUAAACGUUACAAGUGCAACAUUUGUGACAAAACAUUCUCAACACCCAAUGAGGUGGUCAAACAUACGUGCCAAUCGCAAAACUCGGACGUCUUUGCUCUUGAAGAGGAGGGGAAGCCCCUUCUGUUGAGCAGUGGGGACUCAGAAGCUGCAGAUCAUGACAACUCAAUGCUGGCGUCGAUUAAAAAAGAGCAAGAAACAGUGCUGGAUUAAUUCUGCUCUUUAUAUACUUACAUUUCCUUCUAUAUGCUUUUUUACUUAGAAACUCUGCUGGGUUUUUUUUUUUCACUUUCUUUCUUCUACCACGUGUGCAGUAGAGUGCGAAACUCACAGGUCCGGAAAAGAAACCAUGCUUUUGUGUUAGGUCACCUUUUGCAUUAAGCCUCCCCUUGAUUCCUGUUUUAUACUACUACUUGUUCUGUUUGUCCGACAGCUGGAAAGGUGGCGCUUUUGUCAGUAGAACUACUGAGCUUUGUACAUGGAGGAUGUUUUUGUGAUUAAUAAAAAAACAAGGAUUUGGGGUAAAAAUAUGACGAAAUGGAAAUGUAUACACAUGGAGAGGCACAUUUAUCAAAGGUCGAACUUCGAAUUCCGAAUUGAUUUGAGUUUUUAAAAACUCCAAUGAACUUGAAAUUCGACCAAUCGAAAUUUAUUUUAAAAAAAACGGAAUUUGCUGAACUGUGGUGAAUAGGAUUGAUCUGAAAACUUGAAUCGAAUUUGAUUCCAGUUUUAAAAACUUGAUUCAAAGUUUUCUCAACUCAAAUGUCAGGAAGGCUGUAAACGAAUCCGAAAUGAUCCGGGGACGUCUCCCAUUGACUAAAACAGCAAUUUAGCAGGUUUUGGGUGGCGAAUAGUUGAAGUUGAGUUCUUAAAGGGCCCGAGCAUGAUAAAUAUCGAAUUCAAAUUUUUUUAAAAAAACCUCAAAUCGAAUUUAAACAAUUUUAAAUUCUUGAAAAUUCUAAUUUGAAAUUAGAAUUUUCAAUGCGACCCUUGAUAAAUCUGCCCCUUAAUCUAUAAUGAUUUAUUUUCAACCUGUCCUCAUACACCAUACUGCAUUCACUAACCAUUCUCAUAUCAAUGGUCCAUAAAUACAGAUUUCUAAUCUCCACAAUAUAUCAUUUUAUAUUAUUAGGAAACCUUAUCCUUUAUACUUUGUAUCAUUUUUAACCCAGUUAGUACAACAUCAGUCCUCCUCAUCUAAUUAUUAGAUAUUAUUUUGCUUCAGGUUCAAUGCCAUCAUGGAAACAACUUCAGAUUGAAUGUUAUGAAAUGAGAAAUGCCAAUAGACUGACAGCAGUCUCUCCGUAUACAUUGUUGGCUCUAUGCACCAUUACUAUAGAUAUGAAAUAUACAACAAAUCCGAGUUAGUGACUCUAGGCUUUAUAUAUAUAUAUUACAUUGUUUUGAAGCAGAUACAAGCGACUCCCCCACUCAGUGCUGAUUUCUAUAUUUUACAUGAGGGUGUAACCACUGUCCUGGUCUUUCUUAAAGUGCCCCCCACGUUCAUUUCCAGAUAUAACCAUGCAGAGACCUAUAAUACAAACAUGGCUCUUUUCCUAGUAAGUAUUUUUAGUUUGUUUAGGGUCUGCCAUGUAUUUUAUUUUGUCCUCUUUACCUUGUAGAAGAUAUAUUUGUCACAUCAGAUAUAGCAAAGCUAUGUGUUUUAUCUAACCACUGCAUGGUAUAUACAGAUAACUGUGCGUUAUUGUUCUUUUAACCCAUACUAAUCUUUGCACAGCAGCCUGCCGUGCCUUACUGCUUCCCUAGUUCCUCCAAUCCACAUCAGUCAUGUAGAGAUCUGGACUUUUAGCCGAGCAGUUUUUUUCCUAACAAUAUCUAGGACUUGGGAAGAAUGUAGAAUAAAAGCUACGUAGAGACGUCUAAUAAGCAAAUAAAGGGUUUUUUGGUAGCUUCCCACAGUCUUUACCAAAUCAAAUGGCAGGACUGAGAGUUCUGUGGCCUCUGCCACGUGCAGAGUUGAAAGCUGCUACUAAUUCUGCCAUGACAUUGCCCAUUAGUAUGCCAACAAAAUAGCUCUAGCUGGUUUAUACAUUUGAACUGGGGAAAAUAACAUGGAAUUUUUGAUUUUAAUAUGAAUGGCAUGAAUUUGUCUUGAUUUUCUUUUCUAUAGAAGAAUUAUUGAUGCCUUUUUCUCACUGCCAGCCACUUACUCUAGGGCUGCAGCAACUGCCACACAAGCAGCAUAUACUAGGCCCAUCACAUAGACAACCAAAAUACCUCUGUGAGGCCUAAAUCUGCACAAGGCUGCCAUUACGUGCAAAUACAAAUGGAUAGAAAGCCAGAGGAAUUUUUUUUUUUUUUGAAGACAUUUUCCAAAUUCCCCGAUGAAUAAGUCUCAUUAUUGCUGAGCAAAUGAUUGUUUUGUCACUUCCGUUGCAUUGCUGGAUCUGGUUACAGAACCUCAAUAAGGGAAUAGGCUAUUUUCUAACUGACAAAAAGCUGUAGCAGUUGCGCUUCAAUUAACCCAUUGCUUGAUACCCAUUGUCAUGUAUAUAAACUUUAUUUUCAUCAGAAUAAAGCAAUCUUUAUUAAAA